AUGUCAGAUCUUACGGAGCCGAGACGCGCGUCGGAGCCGAAGAAGAGUCGCCGCGCGGCGUAUCGGGGGACGCGGUGGUGUGCACGCUUCUCGGUGCCGUUCGUUCUUCACGAUAGGGCGCAGUGCGUGAUAAAGUGGGCCGGGAGGAGCAGGCGAACAAGAAGAAGAGGUCCGACGCCAGUCGGAUCCGGAUGUAACGCGGCGGCGGGCAACACCACAGGCCGGACCGUAAGCCUUUGUUCGUUGGCGGAUCUGCGCGGCGGCGGCUGGAUACCAGAGAGAGGGUUGCUUGCUAUAGAGAGACCAGUGACGGGAGCAAUUAGUGCUCUUGGCCGAUCGUCGGGACCAUGAUGGCUCAAUUCACCAAGAGGCAAUGGCUCACGCUGAUCGUCAUCAGCCUCGCCGACUUCGCGAACGCUAUUUGCGUGUCGCUGCAGGCGCCGUUCUACCCCCAGGAGGCUGAGAAGAAAGGCGCAUCUCCCUCGGAGUAUGGUUUGGUUUUUGGAAUCUUCGAAUUGGUCGUUUUCAUUAUCAGUCCUGUGUAUGGACAGUAUUUGCACCGCAUCGGGCCGAAGUUGCUGUUCAACGGCGGAAUACUGACGACGGGCACUUGCGCGAUCUUCUUCGGUCUGCUGGACAAGGUCAACGGCCAUUAUCCCUUCAUAGUUCUCUCGUUUGUAAUUAGGAUCGUCGAGGCGAUGGGCAACGCGGCCUUCCUUACGGCCAGCUUCGCCAUUAUCGCGAAAGAGUUCCCGGACAAUGUGGCCACAACCUUCGCGAGCCUCGAGACAUUUUUCGGGCUGGGCCUCAUUGUCGGGCCCACGGUGGGCGGCGCCCUCUAUCAGGUCGGCGGCUACACGACGCCGUUCGUUGUCCUGGGCUCGGCCUUGUUCACGACCGCCGUAAUGACCAUUUUCAUUUUACCGGUGCAUCCAAAUAGCAGCGAGGCUACGCAAUCCACCGGCGGGGUGACGAAGGUUCUCAAGGUCCCAGGUGUAUUGGUCGCCACGUCGUCCAUAAUUGCGACCAGUAUGAGCAUAGGAUUCCUGCAAGCCACGCUGGAACCGCAUUUAAGGCAAUUCGAAUUGAGUCCCGUAAUCUUGGGUCUAAUGUUCGUACUUAACGGCGGCACUUACGCCAUUACAGCUCCGGCGUGGGGUUGGCUUUGCGACAAGCAUUCCCAUCCGAAAGUGGCUACAGCGGCAGGGUGUAUUCUAGUGUGCGUAGGUUUCUGUUUGGUGGGCCCAGCGCCCUUUAUACCGAGCCAAACAAUCAUCUGGUUAACAAUCACGGGUCUCGUCAUCCACGGUUUGGGCAUGGCUGCGCAACUGGUUGCCAGCUUCACGGAUGCCAUGAGAACGUCGAUAGAUUACGGGUUUCCGAACAAUCUCGAGACGUACGGUCUCAUUAGCGGCCUGUGGACAAGCACCUUCGCCCUUGGAGCUUUCAUCGGGCCCAGCGUGGCCGGAAUCCUCAUGGACAAUAUUGGCUUCAGGAACGCCAGCAUGUUCAUCGUGAUGCUUCAUCUGAUAGUGGGUGUGUUGGCGGCGACGUUCCUGAGCAGCUGCACGCAAAGACGAAAACAGUACACGGAGAUCGGUGCGGCGGAGGAGUUGAGGAUACCGCUGACAGACAGCGAGCGAUCGCGAAGCGGCAGCAUGCGGCACGGCGGACGGGGCCAGGGCGUACCGAUCGACAGGCCCAGCGGCAUGAAUUCCCUGAUCGCGUGCAACAGUUACUCGAACAGGGCCGGCGCGUGGUCCCGGGCGUCGUACAGCGGCCGCUAUUCCCACAGUUACGGGUCCGUCGAGGCGAAGAGAACUGACCUCGGUUUUCUCGGAGCCGAGUCGAAUGCUGGAAAUUAAUCGAGCCGAGUCGGUAGAUAUUUAUGCGAAUAUUUAUGCGAAUUCCCGGUUUCGUAUGUUAUCUUUAGACAGAAUCUUCUGUCUAUCUUUUAUUAUCUAAGAGAUUCUUCUUCUGGAAAAUACAGGAAAAAUCAGUGUCAUCCGAAUCUACAAAAUGCAUUUUGUGAAUUUUUGUUACAGGCUCGGAUGAAACAAAAUUAAUUAAUUCAUACUUUGUUGUUGUUCCAAAGAUGCAUUUUAGUCAUUGUAUCGUAGACUGGUGCAUUCUAUAUUCUAAAAACAAUUUGGUUCAUUUUGUCCAGUUUCAAAAAGGUUUUGAAAAAGUUGUACCGCUUUAAAGGGUGUCAGUUUAUACAUAUUCACCCCCUCUCUCCUCGCCACUGUAUUUUGCGAAGAAUCACCCUUGUCUCGAAGGGGUGUAGUCACCAAAAACUCCUGUAAACGAAUUGUACAAAGACGAAUAAAUUUAACUUGAAACCAGAA
This is a messenger RNA of Megalopta genalis, 2348 nucleotides long. The record is from RefSeq and is a predicted model, not a curated record. NCBI's taxonomy places the organism in Eukaryota, Metazoa, Arthropoda, Insecta, Hymenoptera, Halictidae.